CUUGGAUUGAAUCCAGGGCCUCCUGCAUGCUAGGCAAGCAUUCUACCUCAAGCCCUCUUUAUCCGUCUUUAUAGUUUCUACCUCAACACGUAUUUUAUCUGAUAUAAAUAUAGCUACUCCUGCUCCAUUUGGUUUUCUUUUUCAUGGAAUACCUUUUCCCACCCUUUCAUUUGCAGUCUAUGUGUAUUUUACUGGUGAAGGGAAUUUCUUUGUGGUAAGAUAUUAUUGGGUCCUUUUUCUUAAAUCCAUUCAGUCUUAAUAUUUUUGUUGGGAUUUAAAUUCAUUUGUAGUCACAGUUAUUAUAUAUAAAUAAGGACAUGCUUUUGUCUUUUGUUGAUUCCAGUAGUUGUUUUGUAUAUUCUUUGUUCCUUUCUUCCUGUGUUAUUGUUUAUCUUUGGGAUUUGGUAGUAUUCUGUAUUGGUAAGAUUUGAUUCUUUUCUCUUUCUAUUUUAUAUAUCUGCUAUAUUAGUGAGUUUUAUAUUUCCAUAUGUUUUUAUGAUGGCAGUUAUUGUUCUUGUAAUUCUAGUGUAGGAUUCCUUAAAUAUAUGUGUAAGGUUCAUUCUAUGGGUGAUGAAUUCCUUCAGCUUUUGCUUGUCUUGGAAAGAUUUAAUUUUUCCUUCAUUUCUGAAGAAUAGUUUGCUGGGUAAAAUAUCUUAGGUUGGCAGGUUUUUAUUUUAUUUUAUUUUUUGGGGGGAAUUUGAACACAUCAUGUCCUUCUCUCCUGAACUGUAAGGUUUAUACUGAGAGAUCUGUCUAAUGGAAAUUCUUUUCUAUGUGAAUUCUUUGUCUUGUACUUUUGACAGUCUGGCUAGAUAUACCUCAAAAGUCCUUUUUAGGACAAAAUUACUUGGAAUCUUUGAGCUUCCUACACCUGAAUGUUUGUAUCCUUCCUAGUGUUUGGAAAGUUUACAGUCAUUAUUUUGUUUUGAAUAGCUUUUCUAUGCUGUUCCCCUCUCUUCUUCUGAAAACACCAAUAAUACAACUAUUUGUUUACUUAGUUGCAUCCCAUGAAUCUUGUUGGCUUUUUUCAUACUUUUUAGUGUUUUCUUGUUGUUCUUUUCUGUGAGUAAUUUUGGAAAAAUAGUAUGUCAUUAGGUUCAGAGAUGAUUGCUCCUGUCUGAAUUAGUCUUGAGGUUCUCAAUUGCAUUUUUUAUUUCAUUUAUUGAGUUCUUCAGCUCCAAAAUAUGUUCUUUUAUGAUCUCUAUGUCUUUGCUGAAUUUUUCAUUCUGAUCACAAAUUGUUUUCCUAAUUUUGUUGACUUGUAUUCUCUUGAGUAUCAAUAACUUUCCUUAAAAUGGUUAUUUCAAGUUCUUUUGCAGAGUUUUUCAGGCAGUUCAUCAAUUUUUCUUUACUUUGGGUUCUGUUGCUAAAGAGUUACUAUGUUACUUUGGAGGUGUCAUGUCACUUUGCUUUUUCAUGCAUUUUGUGUCAUUACAUUGAUAUUUGCACAUCUGGCAGAUCCAUUUCCCCUGCCAAAUUUAUAGGUCAGCUUUCAUAGUGAAGAUUUCAUCCUGGAGCCUUGUCCCAGGGUGUUGUGUUGGGUAGGCUGUGUUGGCUGUGGUUCCAGGUGGAAUGAUGUAUUUUUGUAGCUGUUUCAGCUGUAAUCAUCAUUGGUGAUGUCUCUGCAUGUCUCAGUAGCCAAGGCUGCUGAGGUUUGUGAGAUUGGGCAAACAAUGGGGGUGUAGCUCUGUCGGGUAGGGCUAAUUUACCAGUGGCUCUGGAUUUGUCCUGUGACAAGUCACCUGUGACCUUCAGGGUACCCGUUAGUUUCCUUGAGUGGGGGGUGAAAACCCUUUAGUUUCGUUGAGUGGGUCCAGCCAGCAUGGCACAUUGUGCCAGGUAGUGGAGGCCAGGUUCCUGUCAGUGUCUGAGAGCCACAUGGGGACCAGAUUGUACCAGUGGGUCUAACCGUGACAGCCAUCAGUGUUGGAGACUUGUGCAAGUGUCUUCUCAGGGUCCUAAGAGUCAAAUCUAAAAGUACACUCCCCAGGUAUAACCUGGGUCUAAGGGUGUGUGUGUACAGGAUCACUUAGCUGCCUUCUGGAGGCCUUGGCAGGACAAACUGCUCAGGGUGGGUUGCACAGCUACCUCCUGGAUGCCCUGUAGAUAAGCCACUCAGGAAAGACUGCCUGGCCUCUUCCCAGGACACAGGAGGGUAAGGAUAGCUAUAUGGAUAGUUCAGAGGACCCUGUAGCUUGAGCUUUUGGGGGCACUCUUCCAGCUGCUUCAUAGGCCUCUGAAUGGUCAGGAUCUCAAGAUGACCCUGUCCAGCAGGAGCCCAGGUUGGGAAGGGCACAGCAUGGGUUAAGCUCUUUUUCUGGGGCAUACAGCAGUGCAGAUUUCCCAGCAACUCCCUAAGGUGGGCUUAGGGGUGAUCUGUGAGUUCUGCAGACUUCCUGAGCAGCAAAUACUUCAGUUGUCUGUGGUGUUAGCAAGUACUGCUAAGGUCCUUCUGCUUAUCCUUUCUCCACUGUGUGAAGUCCGGUUUGGUUUAGUUGAUCUUCACUGGAGAGACAGAACAGUAGAUGCUGUGUUCUUAGUUCCCAUUUUUAUAAGGUCAUCAGGAGUCUCUGUGCUUCAAACAUCUCCGUUCCAUCCCCUACAGUCUUGUGUUCUGUCUCAAACACUGCAGUAGGGGUGAAGCUUUUUCUUUGUUUUGGUUCUUUUUGUUGGGGGAAAGCAUACCAGACAUUUCUUGUCAGACAUCUUGCUGAUGGUCUACUUCUUUUCUUUUGCUAACAUAGGCUAUGUGACAAGAGAAUCUAUCCUUUCCAACCCAUUAAUGGAAAAAAACAAGACACUGAUAGUGGAGAACGCUAUCCCAUAUAAUGCUAUCCCAUAUAACCUUUAGCAAGUUAAAGUUUAAUUCUAUUGUGUUUUAGUCUGGUUGUAGAGAGACAACAGGGAGACAAAUGUGAUGGCUGUAUUAUACAUAUUAGAUGGUAAAUAAAUUUUAAUAGAGAAGACCUCUUUCUAUUAGGAGGGAUUAAAUGUGAGCAUAAUUGCAAAUUAAAAUUUCAUCUGAGAAUAUCUGUCUCUGAGAUAUUAAAUCAGACAAAAAUAUGAGAUAUUUCUUCCCCAGUAUAGAUCUAUUUUAAACCAUAGUGUGUGUGUAUGUGUGUCACAAAAUAGGUGUAAUUAUCUUAUCAGUGCAAUUAUACUUUACUCUGCCAUUCCUUCCAAACAUGAUUGAAGUUGCUCCCUUUAAAGAAUUGACACAGAAUGGCUUGGACACUUUUAAACCACAUAUAACCAAAGGAUUCCAUAUUUACCCAAGAAGGUUUUGGAAUGCUUAAAUUGGAUUAAUCAUAUCAAUCAGUUUUGGGGUUGCUUGUGUGUGUAUUUGUGUGUGAGUAAUCAGUUUGUGAGAAAAAUCAGCCUCAUUGAAUUAGCCACUGCUCCACCAGGAUAACUAAAACAGUUCUUUUCCAGCUUAACCAUUUGUGUGUGCAGAUUUGACCCUGAAUGGUGCUGAGUAUUUCUGAAAGUUAAUUUCACUUGUAGGAAAUUUCUGCCAUCGAUACCAGAGAAAUGUGUUGUGGUGGCUAAAUAUAGUUCUAUAAAAGAAGUAUCAGAACCUCUGUGCAACAGACACAUAGUAUUCCAAGGAUGAAUCUCCUCAAGAGGAAUUGUAUGUGAUACACAUACUAAUUCUUUAAAACAUGCAGUAAAAUUUACACACAGUCAAACACACAGAUCCUAAGUGUACAGUUCUGUAGGUUUGGAAAGUUGCAUGUAUCUGUGUAACAUACAGCCUGUCAAAUGUAGACCAUCUCAUCUCAUGGGGCUAGAGAGGCUGGGCUUCAAAAAUUUUGACUGAAGCCACACCCCCAGUGGACCCAAAGACCUCCCACUAGGCUCCACCUUUAACAUUUUUUAUUGUUACAUUAUAUUUGUACAUAUUGAUGGGAUUUGUUGUUAUAUAUUCAUACAUUCACAGAAUAUAACAACAUAAUUUGGCCAGUAUCACUUCCCCAGCAUUUCCCCCCCUCCCUCCCUACUUUUGGUCCCUUUUCUCUGCUGAGUUUGAGAAGAUCCACCCCCACCUUUCUUUUCCUUUUUCCUAUCUGCCUUCUGCAUAUGAGACAAAACAUUCAACCUUGAUCUUCUGAUUUUGACCUAUUUCACUUAACAUAAUGAACACUAGUUCUGUCCAUUUUUCUGAAAAUGCUACAAUUUCAUUUCUUUAAUGGUUGAAUUCCAUUGCAUAUAAGUACAUUUUUUUUAAAUUCAUCCAUUUAUGGACACCUAGACUGGUUCCAUAGUUUGGCUAUUGUUAAUUGUGAAGGUGUAAACAUGGGCAUUCAUGUAUCACUGUAGUAUGAUGACUUUAAUUCUUCCGGAUAAAUACUGAGGAGUAGUUUUGCUGGGUCAGAUGGUGGUUCCAUGCCUAGUCUUUUGAGAAACUACAGACCAAAUUCCAUAGUUAUUGUACUAAUUUUCCAUCCCACCAAUGAUGUAAAAGCAUUCCUUUUUCAUCACAUCCUCUCCAGAAUUUAUUAUUAUUUGUAUUCUUGAUGACUGCCAUUCUGACUGGUGUGAGAUGAAAUCUCAGUAUUGUUUUGAUUUGCAUUUCCUUAAUUGCUAAUAAUGUUGAACAUAUUCUCAUCUAUUAUUUGGCUAAGGCUUCGUUUAAAGGAUUUUUCUCCUCCAUGUAGACCAAUUACAACUAUACUAUAUCCUAUCACUGAAGGUAUUUCUUGAUAAAAAUAUUCUCAUCAUAAUGACAGCUGACAGUGCCCAUAUUUUGGGAUAAAAAUUGUAUCAGGGUCUUAGCAUUGUUAAUAUACAUCUAAAAUUUAUUAAUUUUAUGAGAUCUCUAAUUCUUUGGCGCCCUACUGUGUGACAGACAUAGUAGUAUAUGAAUUUUUUCACGGUUUUCAAAUGAUACGAAAAGCUGUCAAAGAAAGGAGGCAUUAGUUACUGGUCCAAAUCUAUACACUUACUUAUAAUGAAUGAUUCUAAUAUUAGUCAGUCGCUUAUUUAAAGGCUGAUGAAAAAUGGAAAAAAAUGUGAAGUUGUAAAAUCUGUUAGAAUGAUACAGGUACUGAGAAAAGCGAAUUCCAAUGCUGCAUUUUUCAAAACCAGUUUGUCCUGGAGGCUUUCUUUCCUGCUUGUUGUUGAAAAAUGGACUCCAUGGGGUUGAAGCAUCAUGGAGAUUUUAAUUAAGUUUUAAUUAAAUGUUUUCCAUGGUUUUGCAUAAUAAGGAGAUAAUAUCAAAUCUAAUUCCUGCAAAAUCUAACAUGCAUCUGGGUAAUCAACACAUGAGGAAUCUCUAAGCAUCCACAUAAUUUAGUACUAUUUCUAUUAACUGUAUUUUAAAAGGACAAUCUUCACAAUGUCUCCAAAUAUGUUGAUUAAAUUGGCAAACUUAGUAGAACACAAUAGGAGAGAAUUUUAUUUUGAUUUACCUUUUAUUUUACAUUUCAUGGUUCUCUACACUGACAAUUUAAUAAUUUUAUCUCUCUGAAAUUUGUGUGAUUUUUGCAUUUGGUAACAAACAUUUCUUGCAUAAACACUCUUUCAGAUUUUUUUGAUGUCUAAGGAGAUCAGAUACAAAAUGUUGUAUCACUUUAAACUGUAUGAACAUGGCAGAGGUUGCCUAAGUUCUUUGUUUUUUAUAAUUGGAUAUUAUAAUAUACCAAGUCCAUAAAGUUGUGGCUAGGCUGACAGGAGAUGGUAUUGUAGAGUAACACGUUAUCACACAUUAGCUGGAAACCCAUACAUUAAAUUUACAAAGAUCAACUGGCAGGAUUAAACAUUUAAAUACAUAUCAUAGUUGUGUCAUUCUUCCAUUUUUCAUAGAUUGCAAGCCUCAAGCAGGUGAAGUGCUCCAGGCCUCUCUUGACCAUUGAGAGACUCUAGUUUAAAAAUCUGUAGAAUGGAACAAGUCCAGUUGACCAAACAUAUAUUGAGUUUUCACUGUUUACCAAGAACUGUAGUAAGUACUGGGAAUAUGAAAAGGAAUAAUGCAAGAUUCCUCAUUUCCUUUUCCCUAUUCAGCUUUUCUCUUUAUUCCUUUUAACUUUUCAUUCAGCAUGUAUUUAUAACCCUAAUUUCAAGGCCUGUGUUUUCACUAUAAAUGAAUAGAUUAGACUAGAUGCUUUCUAAAAUCUCUUCCAAUUCUGCAAAAUUCUCUGCCUUCAAAAUCGAUUCUUUAAAUACUAACAUGAAUGUGUACAAAUAAUGAAACAGGUUUUUCUGAGAAAUACAGGAAGUUAGAAAUUACAUUACAUACAAGUUCAAAAAACUGGGCUUUGGAGUCAGGCAGGCCUCUAGCUACAAAUUUUGGUAACACUUGCGUAAGCUAACAAAUCUGGAUAAAUCCAAGAAAUGAGAUAAAAAUACUACUUUACAUCUUAAACUGUUAUGACUGAAUGAGAUAAUGCAUAUAAGGCAUUUAAAUGGAUGUUUCAAAAUAUAAUGAGCUCAAAAUAAAUAUUAGUCAUUAUUUAUGUACUAUAAAUAUAGAUAAUUUGCCUAUACUAAUUAUUCUCAUAUUAGGUAAAGUGCAUUUGUCUUUGUUUUAUAGGAGAAAUAAGAGAACUUGGUGAUAUUGAUAAAAUUAAUAUAUUUUCUGUCUAUCCUAGUUAUGUUCUUGUCAAGAACAACACUGAGAUUCUUUUUUUUUUUUUUUUUUUUUCUCUCUUCUGGGGAUUGAACCCAGGGGCACUCUACCACUGAGCUACAGCCCCAGCUCCUCCCACUACCUUGCUUAAAAAAAAAAAAAAAAUUAAACAGGGUCUUGCUAUGUUGCCCAGGCUAUACUUGAACUUGUAAUACUCCUGCAUCAGCCUCCCAAGUCACUGGGACUACAGAUGUGUGCCACUGUCCCUGGUAACACUCUGAGAUUCUCUGCUGGCAGAGGACCACAGCACAGUGGAACCAUUUUACCUCUUGUAUCCUCAUUACUCAGCACAAUACUGAACACAAUGCUACAUGUUUGCUGAAAGGUUAGAGAAAUGGUCGAGUGACCCAAUGAAGGAAAAGGAUUCUACAAAAUCAUCUGUCCUUACUGAAUAGACAACAUCUUGCUUAAGCCAACAUUAGUAAAUGGUUGAAAAGAGGCCAGAAUCCAGAUUGCCUACAUGUUGGUGUUUUCUCAUAAUUUUCUCAUCCUGUUUCCUGCAAUGACACAAAUACAUGGGGACAUGUUGCAUUAUAGUGACUUUACAAAAUGUGAAACAAUUAUUAUUUUUUUUACUUGUUCACAGCAAGAAUCCCAAGUACUGGAACCGUUACCAUUAGUUUUCCUAUUUUAUAUUCAGAACAUGUGGGACUAGGAGAAAACAGAUGACCUGGGAUUGCAAAUCAAUUUUUAGCAAAUCCAGUAAAUGUGAGUGUUCACAAGGAAAGUUACAGUGUUACUCCAUCUACUCAGAGACGAGAUGGUCUUAUGACCCUGAAAUGAACCUUCCAACUGUGCCUUGGGACUCUUUUACACUGUGUUGACCUGUUGUGAUUACAGAACCCCAUUAAGAAGAUUCCCUCUGAGAUUUUGAGAUAAAAACUCUGAGUGUGUAUGAUUAAAAGUUAUAUAGCAAGGGGCCCAAGUCAUGCUUUCCUUUCUAUAUCUUCGAUUUUAAUAAUUUUGAGUUUGGGCCAGAAUGGUGUUAGCACUUAGAACAGUGUCUAGGGUAUGAAAGAGAAUUUCUGAGAGAGAUGAAGAUUGAGAAUUGUGAAUUAAAAUCAGCACUAGAGGGAUUAAUUCAGGAGCUAGGUAUGAAAGAUAUCUGUGUGAUAUCUAGCACCAGUACUAUUGAUAAUGCACCAGUACUUAUGGGUCUAGAGUUUUAAAUAUAUCUUAAUGAAUUAAAAAAUGGAAAUAGGCAUCUUUCUGGAGUCCCUGAACCCAUAUUUUAUGUCUUGAGCCAUAUAGAAAUUAGAAUUAUAAUAGGGAACUAAAAAAAUGCUAGUAGGAAAAUCAAUUGAAAUAAUCCAGAUGCUUCUAUCAUUUUAAAGGUCAAAUCUGGUUGGCUCAUAAAACCCAGAGUAGUGUGAAAGGAGAUGUUUAAUAAAUCUUGGAAUUUGGUAGUAGAAGAAAAGUGGUGAAUUUACAGACCUUAAGCAUGGUUGCUUAGAUUGUCACAUUAUGCCAUCGAAGAGUGGAAAAGAUUUCUUCCAGCUGUAAAAUUGUGGGUUAAAAGAAAUAUCACACUUUUAACUUUUUUUUUCUUAUUUAAAUGAAUAUCCAUAUGCUCUGAAUGCUACCAGAUUUCUCAGGCUUUAGAAACUGAGGGCUUUUUAUUCAUAGGACAGGCUUUGUAGGAGCUACUAUAGUGCAAAUUCAUCCCCACAACUGCUAACAUACAUACACUUCUCUUUGGAAAUAUCAGCUCUUGGGUAGCGGGAAUAAUUUCAUCGUGGCCUUCAUAGCUUUUGGCUUUUGUCUGAAAGAUCCAUAAAGUGCAGAGGUUAUGAUGUAUUGCUUCAGUGACACGAACACUUGUCCCUUAGGAUUGACAUUUCAGGAACUUCUUCAUGUGUUACAAAGCCACAUGCAGAGAGUGUUUGAAAGUCACUGGAUAGCUGACUUCACCCACAGGGAAAGUGACAGGGACCUGGAAUAAAGCCUUUUCAGUUGAAACCUUUAGGUAUAAUUAGAUUAUUCUAGCAGGUAGUGGAUUCAUGUCAAUCGAGCCAUCUCCAGAGAAUGCAGGGAGCUACCAGCAUCACACGACAGCUUUCACUGGCUGGUUGCCACUGAACUCAGAGUUAACUUCAGGGACCUUUUGAACUGCCUUCGGGGUGUGGGCAUAAGAAUGCAGCAGGCUCAAGAGACAUUUUAAAGAUUCUUUCUCCUCUGAGUUGACUCUCGGGAUUCAGAGAGAACUUGGGAUGGUGGAAGUAAUUCUAGGAUCCUCUGAAAUGUGAACUCUGGGAUAAUAUAUAGUGAGCUCUUCUGGUAUUGCCACAUUAGUGAGCUCAGACUGAUAAUGGUAAAUGCAAAAUGUUUAUAAAAUGCUGGUCUGACAUGUAGUGAAAUACACUGACAUAAUAAGAUAUUCAUGUUCAAACUAGGCUGCUAUGAUGUUAUAGUGAAUUGGGUUUACAUGAUCUACUUUAGCAUUGUUAUCAUGGCAGGUAUGGUUUUAAAGGGACAGUUUGGAUCACACAAUUAGUAGUUCUGCUGUGCAAAAAUAUUUAGAAGGAUUUUGUGACAAACAUGCUACUUGUACCCACCAUUUCCUUUCUUUCUUGUUUAGCCCAAGACAAUGUCAGUCCUGUGUGGCAUUGACUUUCCCUGCUUUCCCAGCCAUGUGAUCCCAUCUUACCAGUGAGAUCUAAGAGCAAGCAGAGCAAGGUAGCUCUUGAAAAAGCCUUUACUUUCUUCAUAAAAGGGAGCACCCACCCUUGGCUUAUCCGCCCUUGGUAUUUUAGCUUUCAUUUUUUUUUUGCUUGUUGCCUCAUUUAGAAGUUGGACUAGUGUAGAAUUACCUUAUACUUCUGGUUGUGGAAAAUAAACUCAGUUAUUUAAGGCAUUUCUGAAUCAUGGUUGCAAGGUGGCUGUUACACCUCUAAGUAUUACAUCCUUUCUUCAGCUAAGAAUAAAGCUCGACAUGACUACCUUCGUUUUAUUUUUGUUUUAGACUCUCAUUUGUUUUCAUUUUUGUUGAUUUUGUUUUUGAGAUCAGGUCUUGCCAUAUUGUCCAGGUUUGCCUUAAUGCCUGGACUCAAGUGAUCUUCUUGCCUCAGCCUCCAGAAUAGGAGGCUGCAUCAGGAGGCCACCACUGUGUCCAGCCCUGACUCACUCUCAGAUCUUAUUGGUCACAGGUUUAUAUGCCUAAAAAGGCAGGGCAUAAACAAAGAAAUACCCAGAUCCCAGGUGUCUCUAUUUAGUAGCUGACUAAUAGUUAAAAUGUCUACAUCUGAGCAUUGGUUAUAUUUGUUAAAGUACUAUUUUAUGUUAUUUGCAGCUAAAUAUACUGCAGAUAGCUCAGUUGUAGAGAGCUUGCCUACAAUGAGUGUAGUAAUGGAUAUAUAUUUUGAGGAGGGAGAACACUGAAGGAUGAUAUAGAGAAUAGAUUGUUUGAAGUAGAUAACUAUUUUCUAGCCUAGUGGAGAGGAGGUCAUUAAAUCCAUAAAAGAAUUUUUUUUUUUAAUGAGAGUCUAUUCUAACAUCAUUUUAUGUUUUAUUAAUAAAAAUCAUAGCUAAAAUAUUUUCCUGCCUUUUUCCCCCUAAAAACAGAUUCUUAAUCAAGAUUUAGGAAAAAACUCUUAACUAUGGAACUAACUCAAAUAUAGGCAAAUUAUAUUUAUAUAGAGAGGGUGUGUAAUCCAAAAUGUUCAUUUUGAAAUGUGUAUGUUUCUAUGUAUCAAUCAGGAAAUGCUUUAUAGCACAUUUACUUGCUAUAAACUGACCAGAAGGGCCUGAAGACUGUAGUUGUAUGGUUAAUUUAUUCAUGAAUUAUUAAUAAUUAAUUCUAUAUAACUCAAUAGGUAGUAGCCAGUAUUCUAAAAAUUAUUUCCUUCUGUUUAGAUUAGGUAUACCUAAAAUGUGUUCACUAGUUUUUGAUAUUCAACUUUAAGCAUCUAUAUUGUUGUUUAAAAGCAUCUAUAUUUGUAGUAAGAUCUGUCCUUAAGACUAAUGAAUUUGAAAUACUUCAGUAAAACAAAGAAGAACUGAUUUAGAAAUGACGAAUUUCCUAUCCAAUAAGCCCCUGUCCUAAGUCUAAAAAAAAUCCAGUCUGGUGUGUCAAAAUGCUUUUUCACAUUCCAGUGCCUACUGGUGACUAUUUCAUUACUGCAGCGGAGCCCGAUGUGGGUGAGAUGUUACAGACACCAACAGUGAGGAGAUCUGGUUCUUUCAAGUCUGUGAUUUUGGCUGAGGCUACACAGUUUCCCAGUGGUGUCUGUUAUAAAGCAACAUGCAGGACUUGGCAGCAAGUUAGAGAUAACAAGACUUCCAUCCCAAAGACCGUCCAAGCUGCAUGCUAAAUUUUGCCCAUCUGUCACCAGUCUCCUCUGUCCCAUGUGGGAGUCAAAUUUGGAAACGGGUGACAUUGGAGGUACUUGUUAUGCCUGGCAGAACAAAACCCAAAGGUCUUAUUGUUCAUGACAGUUCAGAUGUACUUGAACAGUAAUUACUGUUCAUAUGGAUCUCCUUGUGGUGUUCUCCUGUUUCAUGAGCUUCCGUCUUCUCUUAGAUGGUCUCCGUGUGCAGGAUACUGAAUAUGAAAAGCAGUAAGAGGCGGUGCCAGAAAUUAUUUUUUAAAAACUACUUUAUAUGAAAGUCAACGAGUGCCACUAUAUACCUGAUGUUUUUGGACUGUAUUUGUAGCUUAUUAAUCAAGCAGGUCCUCUCUUCCAUCUUCUAUUCCUGUGGACCUGUACUGUAACUUUUCUAUGCUUAUCUUGCUGGAACGCAUCUAGUUUCUGAAGAAUGGGCGGAGCCUUGUGAACAAGGUGUGUCUGAUUAUGAGCAGAGAUAUAAAUGAAUGUACUAUUGACAAUGGUGGCUGUCAGGACCAGUGCUGUAAUACAAUUGGCAGUUAUUAUUGCAAAUGUCAAGCUGGCCAGCAGCUGGAAGAAGAUGGCAGAGGAUGUGAAGAUGUCGAUGAAUGUGCGGUGGUGAAUGGAGGCUGCCAGCAGCGCUGUAUUAACACUCUGGGCACCUUCCACUGUGAAUGUGAUACGGGAUACAGACUCCAUGCUGAUGCACGCACCUGCAUAAAGAUGGACCCCUGCAUAGGUGGGAAUGGAUGUGCUCACAUGUGUCAGAGUGAGAAUGGGGUGGCCAGGUGUGCCUGCCACCCAGGGUACCAGCUGUCUGAAGACAAAAAGGCCUGUGCAGAUAUAAAUGAGUGCACCGAAGGGCUUGCUCACUGUGGUCAUCGCUGUGUGAACUCAGUGGGGUCUUUCACUUGUGCCUGCGACCCUGGCUUUGAGCUGGGAGCUGAUGGACAUCAGUGUUACAGAAUUGAAUUGGAAAUUGUCAAUAGCUGUGAAAAGAACAAUGGUGGCUGUUCCCAUCACUGUGAACAUGCAAUUGGUGGGCCCCUUUGUUCCUGUAACCAUGGACACCAGCUUGAUUCGGAUGAGAAAACGUGCAUAGAUCUCGAUGAGUGUGAGAACGGAGAGGCCUGCUGUGCCCAGCUCUGCACCAACUAUUUAGGAGGCUACGAAUGCCAUUGUCAGGAAGGCUUUCAGAUCAGUCUGGACGGUUGUGGAUGUGAUGAUGUGGAUGAGUGUCUGGAUGUCAGCAUAGUCUGUGACCAACUAUGUAUCAAUUCUGUGGGAACCUACGACUGCACCUGUGCUGAAGGCUAUAGAAUUGGAAGUGACAGGAAAACUUGCAUCUCUUUAGAUGAUGACGAGCUGGAGGGUGAAGAAGAGGAAUUAGAAAUUGUGAGGUUUCCAGGACUUCAACUCCAGAGCCCACCUCAGCUGGGUCAUUAUGUUGCUACGGCCCUGGUUGCCUCUAAUGAAGAUGAGGAAGAUGAGGGAGAAGAGGAAGAGGAUUUCCAGGAAUUAACUGCUUUGCACAAAGUUGCUUGUGCCCCAGGGACAAAUGGGAAAGAGUGUGACAGCAUCUGCAAGUGUCAGAAUGGAGGCACCUGUGAUCUUCUGACUGGACAGUGCCAGUGCCCCCCAGGGGUUCAUGGGAAGACUUGUGAAGAUGGAUGCCCAAAAGGGUUCUUUGGGAAAAACUGCAGAAGAAAAUGUAACUGUGCCAACAACGGCCAUUGCCACAGGAUGUUUGGUUCCUGUAUGUGUGAGGCAGGGCGCUAUGGGAAAUUUUGUCAUCUGAACUGUCCCAAGGGGGCCUACGGAGCUGGCUGCUCUUUGGAAUGUCAGUGUGUGGAGGAGAACACCCUGGAAUGCAGUGCCAAAAAUGGUAGUUGCACCUGCAAAUCUGGUUACCAAGGCAACAGAUGCCAGAAAGCCUGCCCUGAUGGCCUCUGGGGACCAGAAUGCAGGUUCUCCUGUGGACCCUGUGAAAAUGGAGGUCAGUGUGACAAAGAAACUGGAAACUGUACCUGUGCUCCUGGUUACAUGGGAAAAUCCUGCACAAUGUUUUGUCCACCAGGCACAUACGGGAAGGACUGUAACCAGGUAUGUCAGUGUUCAGCUGAGAAUGAAGAGUGUCACCCAGUCACAGGGAGAUGUACCUGUCUGCCUGGCUACCAUGGAAACCACUGUCAUCUCCGGUGCCCAAAAGGCACUUAUGGCCCAUAUUGUCAAAUGACAUGCAAGUGCUUAAAUGGCGGCAGCUGUGAUACCAUGAUUGGCACCUGUAACUGCUCUCCUGGCUUCAUCGGAGCAGACUGCAGCCAAACUUGUCCUGAAGAUCACUAUGGUCAGGAUUGUGUCCAAAGGUGUUCCUGUGGUGCAGGACAGUGUGACCCAGUGACUGGAGGGUGCCAGUGUCCCCCUGGACAAAUGGGAGUCACGUGUCAGCAAGGAUGUCCCCAGACAAGAUAUGGCACAAAUUGUGAAUUAAACUGUAACUGUAAAAAUGGUGGACUUUGUAAUAUCGUGGACGGAAGCUGUACCUGUGGUCUUGGGUGGACAGGAAAUUAUUGUGAAAAAGAAUGUUCUCCUGGUUAUUAUGGCCCAAACUGCCAUUUUAAUUGCACAUGUCAGAACUAUGGAAUUUGCAACAGAUUUUCUGGAAGCUGUGAAUGCCUCCAAGGUUAUUAUGGACAAAGCUGUGAGCAUGCAUGCCCACCUGGUUUUUAUGGCUUGAAUUGUGCUCACAUCUGUGACUGCAAAAAUGGAGGCAGCUGUGAUAUAAGAAGUGGACAGUGCAUUUGUCCAGCAGGUUUUCAUGGCAGCCAGUGUGAAAAAGAGUGUCUGCUGGGAAUGUUUGGAGACAACUGCCAUCAACUUUGUGACUGUGAAGGAAAAAGUUACUGCCACCCAGUGACUGGGAAAUGCCUCUGCCCACCAGGGAGAACUGGAGCUCGAUGUGAAGCUGGUAUGAGCCAAAGCACCUCAGAACUCCCCUCGGAUUCAUGUUCACACAGAGAUCUUUAUGCUAGAAAUAACAUUCUAUUAAAGAACACUGUUGCUUUACACCUUGCCCUUAGCAAGAUGAAUCAAGGUUUGUAUUCUUACAUCACAGGCACCUACACUGGCAAUUUGGUUGACAGAGGGCAUAAGGUAAGUACCUACAUAGUCAACCUGAUAACAAAGGUGAUUCACAGAAUUCAACAGAAUAAAGUAAUUAUCAUACACAGUCCCAGAAAUAUUGUUGAGACUGAAGCUCCCAGAUAGUCUCUGCAAAUUGAAAUCUAUACUUUAUUUUCCUUUCCAAUCACAGGAAGAAUGACCCAGAAUGAAAAGCUCUAAUUCUUCAGGAACUAUCCUAAGAAGAGGACAGAGUAGACUGAGAUGAUUGCUGACUAAUCAUUUAUUAUUAGACUUGAUGAAUGCUCGCCAGAUCAAAAGGCUUUAAAUAAUUCACAAUAGUCCUGAAAGACAGAGCCUGCCUCAUAUAUGACCCAAAACAGUGUGUUUAAUGUCAGGAUUUACUUUCAUUCUCUUCAAAAAGAGAAAGGCUAAGACUAUGUAUUUCUAAGAUCAUUUCCUGCACUAAUAAUCUGUGAUCCUGUAACGUGGGGUUAUAAUAAUGGUAAGAAAGCCACAGUAACCUUCUAGCUCAUUAAAAAAAAAAAUGCUAUUCAGCAGCGCUUUCACCUCUGUACAUCCCACUUGCUUCUGAGCAAUAGCAAUACAGCUGCUUUCUUUGAAUGCCAGGGAUUAUCCUAAAUAUUUUGCCUCAGUUCAUUUUGUUCUCACCACAACCCUACAAGGUUGUCACUAGUCAGUCAUAUUCCUAUUUGUCAGAAGAAAAAGCUGGAGCACAGAAAGUUAGCAAGCGGCAGAACCAAGAUUUAAACCCAGACGGUCUGGUUCCAGACUUUGUGCAAGGCUAUCCGUAGACAAUACUGUAUGUGAAUGUGUGCAUAUACUCCAGAAUAAGAAACCACCAAUGGCUCUCAAGAAUGCUACAUUCCUUAUUAUCUCUUCUUCCGUUUUUCAUAGACUUGUCUAAUAUGAUCAGGAGGUUAUGAAUACUGAUUUGGAAUCCUUUGGCUUUUCCAACCUCUCUCUCUCUUUCUUUUCUCCCUCCCUCCCUUUCUUCCUCUUCUUUCUUUUCUUUUCUUUUUUUUCAAAACUGUGUCAUUUAAAUUUCUGAUCCAUGUGUACUAUAAGCUUUUUGAGAGUCCAGUCCAAAUUAUUUUUAAAUUUUUCUUUUACCAGAAAAGAAGCUUAGAGCACAGUUUAACACUUGAUAAGCUUCAGCAAAUGUUUGUGGAAAGGAUUCUUCUCUUCUCAGCAUUCUUCAGGAGUGAGAGUGGACAGAGGACUUGAACCUUGUCACAACUAAAUCUAUCAGAACAAAUAUCUGCAGUACAUACGUCAUUCAUUGAAUGGGCACUAAAAGCAGAAUGCUUAAAGCAUUUGUGGUCCCACCUGAACACUGAAGACAACCACAGAUGUUUAUUGAGUGCACAUUAUGUACCAUGCAUUUUAGUUUAUUUUCUGUGCCCUUCCUGUCAUCACCACUCUCGUGUUACAGAUGAGGAAGCUGAAAUAAAAAAAAAAUUUAAAAAAAAAAACAGCUAAGUACCUUGCCCACUGUUACACAGCUAGGAAGUGGCAGAUUAGGAAUGUGAAAUAGAUAGUCUGGGUUCAGAGCUGAACUUUUACCAUCCCCAUUAUAUCACCUCUCAGGGGACAGAAAGAAUAGGAAGUGAUUUUGCUUGUCCAAAUGCACUGUCCAAUAUGAUAGUCAUUAACCAUAUAUUGCUAAUCAAUUUAAAUUUAAAACUUAAAAUUCACCUCCUCCCUUACACAGGACAUACUUCAAGCACCCAAUGAACACAUGAAGCUAUUCACAACCAAUCUGGAUAGCACAGUAUAGGACAUGUCCAUCACUGCAGAAUGUUUUAUUGGAUAGCACCCAGCAGUGUUUUAAAACUAAUCACUAAACCAAGAGAGCUUAUGGACAGGAUGUAAGUUAAAGAAGCCUCUAUCUUCUAUAGUCUAAAUUCCUGUAUCACAUAUCUCUCACCAUCCAGAAGCAAAUUGCCACAUUACUGUGGAUCUCUGGGUACCCCAAGGUCCCUCUUGUCAUGAGCUCAUGAAGGUGCCUACAGCCUACACAGAUGCACUACCAUGUCUUUUAUUUGCAUUUUUAUUUUCAAUUAGGCACAGUUCAUCUGCUAUAUUAACUGUGAGCAGCUGUGUCUACGCAGUCGCCAUAAAGAUAAAAGACCUCAUUUUAACUUGAACUCUGGUAAAGGGCCUAUUAAACAGCCAUAAUAUUAAUUCAUAAAAGAAUGUAACAACUUUUUAUUGGAUUAUUCCCCCCCUUGGUAAAUUAACAUUUGCAGACAUUCAAACAGAUGUCUUAAAUACACACCGUUAUUAACAUGAAAAUGUGGUAUUUUUAUAAAUUAAAAUCAGAUUCUGUACUGCUCAGGAGAGAUCCUGACUAAUAACUCUCUUUCAAACAAGAAAACGUGGUCUUACCACCAAACUAAGUAAUCCUGCAGUACACUGGACCAAGGUGGGCAUGUGGGGCUAAAUUUGAAAUAACAUAUAACUUCUUAAUUUUUUUUUUCACAAAGCUCAGUGGUUUAGAGAAAAGAAUCAUUUAAAAGCAGCAUUUGCUCUGCCUCCAAAACUUCCUUCUGAAGGAAGAUAUUCAAUUGCUGUUUGCUAACAUUGAGCCCCGUUUAAAAAAACAAAAAGUUACAAAAUUGGUUUGUGUUUCUAUUUGCUUCAUAUUUAAAAUCUAAUUAAUCUAAUUAGUUGAUUAAGAUGAGAGAGGUAGACCACAACUUAGCCUACCUUCAAGAGAGUUGAAAAACUAAGCAUCCAACUGCUCAUGAAAUAUUUAUGAGGAACCAAUCUCUAAUCCAGAAAAGAGGAUAUUGAGGCAAUAAAGAUGUAUUCAACAACAUUUUGCUCAUGGGCUCAAAUUAAUGAUCCUACCUAUAUCCUCAUGUUUAUAAUGAUAUUUCUGAAAUUUUUACUUUUUCCAACCUGCUACUUUCUUGUUUUGAGCUUUCUUCUACAUAUGCCUUAUGUCUUCUUUGUAGUAGUGCAAGAAGAGGAAAGAACACUAGGUGAGAAUUCAGAAAUGCAGCCCUGCCAUUCAGCAAGGAUGUAACAAUUGAGAAGUUCACUUAUGCCAUAUCAAACCUCAGUUUAUUUCUCUCUAGAAUGGGAGAGCUUACCUCACUGCCAUGCCCACCUUAAAGGUAUUUGUUAAAAUCAAUUAAGAUAAUGUAUUAAGAAGAACCCCCUUUGCUAACUGGACAAAAGUAGGUGAUUGUCCUGAAAGCAAAGCGAAGUCUCUGUGGUCCUUAAACAUUGGUAAAUUGAAUGACUUCCCAGUCCUGCCUGACUGGCCAGGAAAUGUGAGGUUACUUUUUUCCUGUGGGCUGGGCUGGGCUUUCUUAUCCUCACAAUCCUUCAAAAAAUGAACCUUUUUUUUUUCUCUGCUAAUUCUUUCCUGGAUACCAGACUAAGAGCAAACACCCAGGCUGCUCCCUUUUAUUCCACAUUUAGUUAUUUAUAAAGCUAACACUUUUUAAUUCCUUCCCUUCAUUUUCCUACUGGUUGUAAGUAUAGUACGAUUCAACUUAGAGAUCGUUUGAAUCCCUCAGUGCCAGUGCAUAGAGCAGGAUUUUGCAGCAGCCGACACACAGGGGAUCUAUGGCCCUUUGACAUAUUUUAAGAGAUGAAAGAGUUGAAUUUAAAGCCAUUUCACUUUCAACAACUGAAGCACAAAUAAUCGUGUUUUUAACCUGAAGACAAAUCUCAGGUAUUGUGUAUUCAGGGUGCAUCUUGCCGUUUUUCUGACCUCCAGGCAACUAAUCCAUUUUCCCUGUGUCCCUCACAAUGCUACUUCUAUAAAUGUUACUGAAUAAUCUAAUUCUGAGAAAGCACUUUAAACAUAUCAGUGGCUGUCCUGACUUCUCCUCUUCCCAUUUUGUCACACACUUCCUUCUUACUCCCUACCCUCCUCCUGGUUGCUUUUGAAAUAGUUGCUUUCAUUAUAUAACAUUCUAGCAUGGGAAAAAGAUACCACAGGAUACAAAAAGGUUUUUUUUUGCAAGUCUAUCAUUAUCCUAUUAUAUUCCAAGAAGUAACAGUGAGAAGAAAACUGUGCUUGAGAAACAUAUUUGAAUUGCUGUCAUUUUUACUUAUUUUCCCUCACAGAAUGCAAGCCAGGCCAGUAUGGAUGGAACUGUGCUCUGGAGUGCCAAUGUGCUCAGGGAGCUACUUGCAACCCUCUCAAUGGGAACUGCACUUGCCCCUCAAGGAGGAUGGGUCCAACCU
Marmota monax (woodchuck) is the source of this 18303-nucleotide messenger RNA. RefSeq names its product multiple epidermal growth factor-like domains protein 6. The record is from RefSeq and is a predicted model, not a curated record. Lineage: Eukaryota; Metazoa; Chordata; Mammalia; Rodentia; Sciuridae. The transcript has 21 exons. The coding region runs from base 11419 to 14220 and encodes 933 amino acids. Gene Ontology annotation, molecular function: scavenger receptor activity; calcium ion binding.